GCACAGAAGAAGCGAGGGGGCAAGUAGUCACGUUAGUCGUGGUUAGUAGUAGGUAGUUGGUAGUAAUUGCUGAACAGGAGACAGUGUGCCUCCACUUUAGUCCAAAAAAAUGAACGGCUUAGACGAAGAACAAAUGGCACCGCAGAACUUCCUUUAUGGGUGCGUACUGGAAUCUGGAAAAGAUGUUGUAUUCAAUCCUGAAGAUGAUGACUUUGAACAUCAGCUGGAUCUAAGGAUGGCUUGUGUGGACCCCAGUACCAAAGAUGAACUUCACACGGUCGAGGUGGAAGGACAGGACCUCGAGGGUCAGAAAGUUAAAGCUGUACUGGUUUCACUUAAGCCCUCUACCCUGCCGAGUGUGUGUCUUGGUGGUUUCAACAUCACUCCUCCAGCUGUGUUCCGCCUAAAGGCCGGCUCUGGACCGAUUCACAUCAGUGGACAGCACCUUGUCAUGAUGGAAGCUGAUCAGUCUUUUGAUGAAGAAGAUGAUGAAGAUGAAGAAGAAGAGGAAGAAACACUCAAGACUUCAAAGAAAAGACCUGCUUCCUCUCCUGCUGUCAAGUCCCAGAAAAAAAUGAAGAUGGACAUGGAAGAUGAUGAUGAGGAUGAUGAUGAUGAUGAUGAGGAUGAUGAAGAGGAGGAUGAUGACGAUGAUGAGGAAGAGAGUGAGGCAGAGGAAUCGCCUGUUAAGGCGAAGGUGACGCCGCCCGAGGCACAAACACCCGCUCAAAAUGGCAAGAGCUCGAAACCUGGCACACCAGGUGCAAAGCAGGCCAAAACCCCCAACAAGAAGGGUGAGAAGUCACCCAAAACCCCACCAACUCCCAAGGCACCUUUAACCAUUCCUGAGAUUAAAGCCAAGAUGAUGGAGUCGAUGAAAAAGGGCAUAACAUUGCCUAAAGUCCAGCCCAAGUUUGAGAACUUUGCAAAACACGGCUACAAAGUCUCAGACCCCAAGGUUAUUAUGGAGCUGUGGAAGUGGAGACAGACGGUGAAAGAUGCUAAAUAACAGCCUCAGUAUUCUUUUUUUAAAGUUCCCUGUUUACCCCCAUCCCUCCUUGUAAACCUUCUGGAGUCUAACUUGGUGCCUAACACUUUUCCAUAAAUUCAUCAAAGCGUGUAGUUGUGCUCCAACUGUCCUGCUGUAUCAAGAGACUGGAGAGGAAGUGAUGUGUGUAUGAGGACAGCGCACGGUGGCUUUACCCUGUCUGCACCACCAUCACACUCUCAGGGUGGAUGUAUGGCGUGGAUAAUAUUACAUGUUUGAUGGAUAUGGACAGACCUGGGAGAACCAACCUGCAAAUUUACAUUUUUGUAAAUGUGUAAAGAAAAUCUUUCCUAGAUUGUUGAUGGCACCUGAGAAAAUAUGGAGGUUAUCUUCCCUUGUUCUUAUAUUUUGAUUAAAAGUUGAUUUGGCCUCAUGCAGGAACCAUGUGCAUGUACAGAUUGUAUCAUUAGAAGAUCCUAAGUAAGCAUGCAUUCAUACCCCAAACAGUUAAAAAAAAAAAAAACUGUUAUUUGUAUGUCUGUUUUCAACAGCCAGUUGAAAAGCAGAUGCUGACCAUGGUCACAUUUGUCAGUCUGGAAAAACUGGGCAAUUGUUGCAUUUUUGAGUGACAUCACCCACUAUAACCCAACAUAACCAUGUGUACCCUUGCUUUACUUUGCUGCCACACCAAUUUGACAAUUAGACAGUAGCUCUGCCAUGUGAUUACAAAGUAGGUUGCUUGUCAAUGUUCUCAUUGAACCAGUUGUUUGCAGGCACAAAAUGUUGGCACCAUUUGUGGACACACAAACAAUGAUAUGCUUUUACUAUUCUGAACACACAUGCUUUUUGAAUCUUAAUGAAACUACACCAGACUCCCGAAAUGAAGAUACAUUUUGGAGAAAAAUAGUUAUUGCUUCUGCCUGUAGCACUACACUGUCCACCACUGUUUGUACCAAAUCCAGUGUAUCAGUAAAUUCAGUAUUUUCCUGUUUUGCAUGCAUUUUGCCGUCCAAAAGCUUCAAUCAGUAUAAAGCAACAACCUGUACUUUUCAUCUUAAGUAAAGGAGCCAUUUUUAGACAUGACCUUGCAGGUGUGAUGGAUUCAGCAGUAAUGUUACGAAAACAUAUUUCCAAGUUUAACAGUUCUUGUCUGUGUGCAACAGUUUAGAUUGAUCAAGAUGUUCAUGCAUGAGGCCUGUUGUUAGAGAAGGCCAUUCCAUGUUCUCAAGAAGCUGUCCAUUUAAAUAUGUUGGGUUGCUUGACAGACUGAAUACUUUGGAUCAGUUCUGAUCAUUUUAUUACUUAUUAGUUUGAAACUGCUAAUUGAAACGAUGUUAAAUGCAACUUUUUUUUUUUUUUUUAAGAUAUAUAUGUGCAACUGUCCACUUAAUAUUACAAUAAAGGUUCUUCUAGGAUGUAAAAUUC
Messenger RNA from Myripristis murdjan (pinecone soldierfish), 2413 nucleotides. It is a transcript of the gene npm1a, whose product is annotated as nucleophosmin 1a. NCBI's taxonomy places the organism in Eukaryota, Metazoa, Chordata, Actinopteri, Holocentriformes, Holocentridae. Gene Ontology annotation, molecular function: chromatin binding; RNA binding; histone binding. The transcript is spliced from 11 exons. The record is from RefSeq and is a predicted model, not a curated record. Gene Ontology annotation, biological process: positive regulation of transcription by RNA polymerase II; ribosomal small subunit export from nucleus; chromatin remodeling. Gene Ontology annotation, cellular component: nucleoplasm; centrosome; cytoplasm. The coding region runs from base 110 to 1009 and encodes 299 amino acids.